This is a messenger RNA of Dovyalis caffra, 402 nucleotides long. Lineage: Eukaryota; Viridiplantae; Streptophyta; Magnoliopsida; Malpighiales; Salicaceae. The record is from the annotation of a GenBank genome assembly.
AUGAAGAUGAAACUGAAGCUAGAGCUGGAGCAAAACCCUAGCGAAGGAGAUCCAAAGAGGAAAUGGGUUUCUGAUGUUUUUACUAAUAUUAUUUUUGAGGAGGGACUGAGGGGCUCGGUAUGGAUUACGGAAGAGUCUGGGGGUAAUUUAAAAGGAAGCUUGCUCGAAAGUCGAAAAGUCCACGACCUCACGACUUCCAUAACCAGCUAUAUAGUAAAUUCAGACAACAGUAGCUCUCUUCGUCUGUCGACCAACUAUCUAGAAACCCAAGCUCUCCGACCCACAAGUUCUAUUUAUCCUUUGUCCCAAUCCGGCGAAGGUACCUUUUAUUAUGGAGGAAGGUUGGGAAGGACGCAUGACAGCACAUUCCACCAGCGUCAAAUAAGAUUCAAGGGAUCUUAA